AGGGGAGGAGAUGUUUCUACACUGCUACAGGUAUAAAUUACAAGGCGUUUGCUCUUUGAUCCCACAUACUUCACCUACUGGCAGGAUCUCAUUGAACUGAGCUCAACUCUCCCAGAUGGGGCAGAUCAUUUCCAAGCAGAAUGUUCUGCCUCGCACCGUCCGCUUCAUGGCCCAAGAGGAAGGCCCCCCCAGAUACUCCCCGCAUCACUUCGACGGCAGGAAUCCGAACCUCCGCACCAAUCCCACCGUCAUCGUCUCGGACGAGGACUCCAGCAGCACAGCGGACCGGCGGGGCUCGCGGGCGGAGCUGCGCCGUUCCUCCCUCUACAGCACCAUCGACCUGGUUCCUCAGCUGGAGCAUUAUGCUAGCUCCAUACCGCGCCAGCAAGUGAGGAGCAGACCCUCCCUGGAGGUGCUGAGGAAGGCCUUUGAGGAUGUGGAAGUCAGCGUGGACGGGGAAUCCACUCUAGGCCCCAUUGGCAUCCCAGUGCCAGAAAAUGAAAAUGAGGAAUCUAAGGACCCCAACGAGAAGGCUCCAGUUCGGUUUGGCUGGAUAAUUGGAGUGAUGGUGCGCUGCAUGCUGAAUAUUUGGGGGGUCAUCCUGUUCCUCCGCUUGUCAUGGAUCACCUCCCAGGCAGGUGUUGUGCUGACGUGUGUGAUCAUCCUCAUGUCUGUGGUGGUGACCUCUGUGACGGCGCUCUCCAUUUCUGCCAUCGCCACUAACGGCAGGGUCGUUUCAGGUGGAGCAUAUUUCAUGAUCUCCCGAACUCUGGGUCCAGAGAUCGGAGGACCGAUCGGGAUGGUCUUCUCCUUCGCCAACGCCCUUGCCUGUGCGCUCAACACUGUUGGCUUUGCAGAAGUGGUCCGUGAUCUCAUGCAGGAGUUUAACGUCGUCAUGGUUGAUUCAAUCAACGAUGUACGCAUUGUGGGCGUGAUCACUGUGACCGGCCUUCUGCUCAUCUCACUGGCUGGAAUGGAGUGGGAGUCCAAAACUCAGAUUUUGUUCUUCUUGGUUCUGUUGGUGUCCUUUGCCAAUUACUUUGUGGGAACAUUUAUUCCUCCAAAAAUUGAAAAACAAGCCGUCGGGAUCUUUGGAUACAGAGGAGAUGUAUUUGUUGAAAACUUGACACCAAACUGGAGAGGGCCUCAAGGAAGCUUCUUUCAGAUGUUUGCCAUUUUCUUUCCAGCCGCCAUUGGAAUCUUGUCUGGAGCUAACAUUUCUGGAGAUCUUAAAGACCCAGCUGUUGCCAUCCCCAAAGGAACACUAAUGGCUAUUUUUUGGACAACAGUUAGUUACCUAGGGAUCGCUGUAACUGUUGGGGCAUGUGUGGUGCGAGACGCCUCUGGAAACGUGAGUGACAUAAUCACUGGAAACAGCACUGAGGGUUGCGUGGGUCUGGCAUGCAACCUGGGCUGGAACUUCACUGACUGCAUCCAGUCCCAGUCCUGUCAGUAUGGGCUGGCCAACAGUGUGAAGGUUCUGGGACAGGUUUCUGGAUUCUACUACCUCAUCACUGCUGGAGUUUUUGCUGCCAGUUUAUCAUCUGCUCUUGGAUUUCUCGUCUCUGCUCCAAAAGUCUUUCAGUGUCUGUGCAAUGACAAAAUCUACCCAUACAUCAUAUUUUUUGCAAAGGGUUAUGGGAAAAAUAAUGAGCCUCUACGAGCCUAUGUUCUCUGCUACCUGAUUGCUGUGGCCUUCAUCCUCAUUGCUGAGCUGAACACCAUUGCAGCCUUGAUCUCAAACUUCUUCCUGUGCUCCUACUGUCUGAUAAACUUCAGCUGCUUUCAUGCCUCCAUCACUAACUCCCCAGCCGUGGUUCUAAUGUUUCUGUUCACAUGGUGGGCUGCUCUGGUCACUUUCUGCAUCAUCUUCUUCCUGUUUGGAUACGUCAACUACAAUAAACCAAAAAUAAACUGGGGUUCAUCAGUUCAAGCGGGCACAUACAACAUGGCUCUGUCCUACUCCGUCUCUCUGACCAAUGUGGAGGAUCACGUGAAGAACUUUAGGCCUCAGUGUCUGGUCUUGACUGGACCGCCAAACCAGCGACCUGCUCUGGUUGAUUUUGUUGGUUGCUUCACAAAACACAUCAGCCUCAUGAUCUGUGGAGACAUCGUCAUGGAGCAGGACAGAAAGACUCGACCAAACAACACCACAGACGUGUUGGUGAAGUGGCUUAACAAGAGGAAGGUGCGAUCCUUCUAUACUCCUUUCAGCGGAGAUAACCUGAGACUUGGAGCACAUCAUCUGCUACAGGCUUCUGGACUCGGCAAGUUAAAACCCAACACUCUGGUUCUGGGCUUUAAGGCAAACUGGAGGGACAGCGCUCCAGAUACCAUCGAGGAUUAUAUUAACACCAUUUAUGACUCCUUUGACUCCAAUUACUGUUUGUGCAUCUUGAGGAUGAUGGACGGCCUGGACGUCACUGCGGACUUGGAUUUUCAAGUGAACGAUGGCUUUGAAGCUGAUGAACCUGAAGAACCCGUGGAACACGAUGACCAGCAGAGUAAUGAUGAAGACCCAGCUGCUGACAUGUCUGAUGAAGACAACAGUGAUCAGAUCAAGACUGUUUUCCAGAACAAUCAGGGCAAAAAGACCAUUGAUGUCUACUGGAUAGCUGAUGAUGGAGGUCUGACUUUACUGGUGCCCUACCUGCUGACCAGGAGGAAACGCUGGCGCCGCUGCAAGGUCAGAGUCUUCAUCGUGGGAGAUGAACAAAACGAGGAGGAGGGCCGCAAGGAGAUGAUCGCUCUGUUGAAGCGUUUCCGUCUGGAUGUUAAUGAUGUCAUCGUCAUGACGGACAGUGAGAAGCGUCCUCAAGCUAAGAGCCUGACCCGGUUCGUGGACAGCGUCGCCCCCUUCAGGCUGUAUGAUGAACAGCAGGAAGGCGCUUCAGUGCAGGAGCUGAGACAGAACGCCCCGUGGAAAAUAUCUGACAAAGAGUUUGAGGUGUUCAGGCUUAAGUCUGAGAGGAAGAUCCGGCUGAAUGAAAUCAUCCGCAAGAACUCACAACACACUGCUCUGGUCCUCGUGAGCCUCCCUGUGCCGCACAGAGACUGCCCCAGCGCUCUGUACAUGGCCUGGCUGGACACGCUGACCUGCGGCCUUCACUGUCCCGCCGUGCUCAUCCGAGGAAACCAGCAGAACGUCCUGACUUUCUACUGCCAGUAAACCCUGAGGAGUUCUGAAGGAACUAGAACAAAACUGACUUCCUAAAAACAACCAGAGAGACGAAAGCAGCAGCUGCAUGACCAGAACGAAAGGAUUCGAAGAGUUAGGUCACAUUCUCAGACUUUUACCAUCCUUUUGGAUAAGAAAAAAUAAAACUCAGUUUGUUGAGCUUUGAAUCCUAAUAAUCACCAAAAUAAUGAGUCAUGGAUUGUGAGAGAGCUGCUCAGAUAAUAGAGAUCAUGAAAGCAAAGAGACAACUCUCAUUAGUGAGUCAUUAGACAGCUUCAUUUGCAAAUAAUCAUUAUUGGAUGAGAUGAUAAGGUUACCUCACUUGUGUGGUUCUGCUUUGAAUACACAACAAGGAUGCCAAUGAAUGCAUUGGUGUACCUGGAAAAAACUUCAUUGGAAGGAGUUGUUAGAAGUCACAGACAGGAGCUUGAUGCUUGCAAUGUUUCUCCAUCCCUUCUCCCAAAAGGAGAGAUCCUUCAAUAUGAUACAAAACAUAAAGCAAAACGGAUGGAAAUGCAAGAAGAGCUUCAACAAAGACACGGAAAAGCUGAGAUGAAAGUGGAGUGAUGUAGAGCCAGAACACAUGAUGUGUGAUAAAAAGUUUGAGUUCAGGGAGAACGGUUGUGUGACUUUAAAGACCAGAGAGAUAUUAUGAAAAGUCAAGUUUGAGUGCUUGAGAAAGGUCAGAGUUUUGUUUAAAAUUUUCAGAUGUAAAACUUUCAAUGUGAAAGGUUUUGUUUAUUCCAGCACUUCUUAACUUUUGUAUUAUACUAGGUUUCUUUUAAUUAUUGCCCUUUUUUUUUCCUCUGUUUUAGUACUUCUUGCAAAUGUCAUUGAGCAUCGAGAUUGAAAAUGUCUGUUUUCCUAUAAACUUGUGACUCUAAAGUCACUUCAAUGCUGCUUUGGGACUUUAUUGAAGCUAAAAUAAUUCUGCUUUUGAUUUUAUUAAAAAAAAGAAUGAAACUGAAAGUAUCUUUUGUUAUCUGAUGUGUCAACUGUAAAUCUGUAAUUUAUGCUUUACUAUAGAUUAAUUCAAUAUCCUGUAAGUAAACUGUGGUUUUAAACCAAGCCUGUAAAUCUGUAAAACAGAAGGUGAUUUUAUGAAGAUCUUUGUUUUUUGUUUGUUUUUUCUCAUUAAAAUUGUUGAUUAAUUGUU
Oryzias melastigma (Indian medaka) is the source of this 4334-nucleotide messenger RNA. RefSeq names its product solute carrier family 12 member 10, tandem duplicate 1 (gene slc12a10.1). Gene Ontology annotation, cellular component: membrane. Gene Ontology annotation, biological process: sodium ion transmembrane transport; chloride transmembrane transport; potassium ion homeostasis. Gene Ontology annotation, molecular function: sodium:potassium:chloride symporter activity. Lineage: Eukaryota; Metazoa; Chordata; Actinopteri; Beloniformes; Adrianichthyidae. The record is from RefSeq and is a predicted model, not a curated record.